Molecule: messenger RNA, 1344 nt
Organism: Patella vulgata (common limpet)
Lineage: Eukaryota; Metazoa; Mollusca; Gastropoda; Patellidae
Product: tetratricopeptide repeat protein 4
Exons: 12
Coding region: 124-1341 (405 amino acids)
Molecular function (GO): Hsp90 protein binding
Source: RefSeq, a predicted model, not a curated record
CACCGGAAGUUGUAAUAUCAAAAUCAAAACAUUCUGGAAGCAAGACACACGUGGAGUAGUGACAGUUGUAAACUGUUUAUAUUACUUUUUGUUUGUUUAGUGCUUGUUAUAAAAACUAACAAAAUGAGUUCAGGUUCAACGAAACCAGUGAAGAAAGUUUUAACGGAUGAGGAGAGAGUAGCCAUGUGUAAAAAAAUGGAUGAAGAUCUGGACAUAUUUAUUGAAGAGAUGAAAGCUAAACACAAGGAAAAAAUGAAAGAUCAACCACCAGAAAAAGAAAAGUCUAUAGACGAGAUAAUUGAGGAAUUAGAACGUCAUCCAGCAUUUGCAAAAGAGAUUGAUUUAUCCAAACCUUUAACUACAGAAGUCGAAGGGUUGAUGGCUUUAAAAUAUGAAUGUGAAGAUCCAACAGCACGAGCUGAUAAUUAUAGAGAAGAUGGUAAUGAUAAUUUUAAAAAGAAGCGUUAUAGAAUAGCUAUAUCUAAUUAUACAGAAGGUAUAACAUCUAACUGUCCUGAUCGUCAACUUAACGCAGUUCUAUAUACAAAUAGAGCAGCAGCACAGUUCCGUUUAGGUAAUUACAGAUCAGCAUUCAAUGAUUGUAUAUUUGCCAGGAAGUAUAAAGUUGAUCAUAUGAAGGCUAUUCUAAAAGGUAUGAAUUGUUGUUUAGAGAUGAAGAAAUAUGAUGAUUGUAUAAAAUGGUGUGAUACAGCUUUAUUGAUGGAUCCUGAUGAUAAAGAUGUCCUUGACACCAGGUCAAAAGCUGAAAGAUUAAAGAAAUUAAAAGAGCUUGAAAAUCGUAAACAAGCUGCUAAAGAAAGAAAAGAGGAAGCUGAGGAGAAGAAACUUAUAGAAUUGAUUCAGAAAAAAGGUGUAAAGAUUGCAGGGUUAGACAAAUUAAAAAAAGAAACAAAAUUAUCACCCCUGGUAUUAGCCAACAUAGAAUCCCAUCAUCCAGCUGGUGCUAAAGUGAAAGUAGAUGAGGAUAAUAAUUUACAUUGGCCAGUUCUAUUUUUUUAUCCAGAAUAUUCACAGACAGAUUUUAUAGAAGCAUUUAAUGAAACAAAUACGUUUGCUGAUAAUAUUUUACACAUGUUUGGUGAAGAGGUACAACCACCAUCUUGGGACACAGAUAAUAAAUAUAAACCUGAAUCUAUACAAAUAUUCUUUGAGAAUCGAGAAGAAGAGAAGGUUUAUCCAGUAGAUAUUAACUCAACCUUGGCUAAAACCAUGUUACAUAAAAAAUUCUAUGUGCAUGGUGGAACUCCAUAUUUUAUUAUAGUUGUGAGAGGAUCAAAAUAUUAUGAUGAAUUUUUAAAACGAUAUAAAAUUGCUUCAUAAUCA